Molecule: messenger RNA, 9420 nt
Organism: Pangasianodon hypophthalmus (striped catfish)
Lineage: Eukaryota; Metazoa; Chordata; Actinopteri; Siluriformes; Pangasiidae
Gene: phex
Product: phosphate regulating endopeptidase homolog, X-linked
Exons: 22
Coding region: 1928-3763 (611 amino acids)
Biological process (GO): protein processing
Cellular component (GO): plasma membrane
Molecular function (GO): metalloendopeptidase activity
Source: RefSeq, a predicted model, not a curated record
GUGUUCAGAGCAGAAUGGAGGUGGAGAUGUUAAGUGGAAGAAGCUCCAAACCCAGCGUGGCUCCUUGUACACUCACGAAAGUGGCUCUGAUCACAUUGGUGUUUUUCUGUCUUGCUCUGCUGAUUGCUGUUAUUGGAGGGUUGGGUUUAAGAAAAAAACAUUUUUUAUUUUCUAUAUUGCUAACAAAGUCCUUAUUGUCCUCCAAAAACAAAAAGACACCAGUGCAAAAGUUUGUGCACCCCCCUUCUCAAUAUGAUGUAAAUGCUCUAUAAUUUCAGCAACAUGUUUCAUAUCCUCUGAAUGGUUUUUGGAUUAUCUCCUUUGUUACAGUUGGGAAGAAUCAAAAACUGACAAUCGACAAAAACUGAAUCAACAAUUUUGAAGAAAGUGCGUUCUGUAAUAUUUAAGAAUUACCAUUGAAAAAUACCCUAGAACAGAGUAUUUUACUAUCAGGAACCUUUUAGGAAGUUAAGAACCCUUAAAGACACAAAGAACCAGCAAGGAACCCCUUUUAAAGAGUUUUCCUGACAUCUUUGUUGUCUUUUUUUUUUUUUUUAAAUCAGGUCUAGAGACUGACAGGCAAAGGGCGAAAGUUUAAUUUAUUGCUUUUGGUUCUCAAAAAACAUUAUUCUGGAGUUUUAGCUUCUUGGAAAAUAGAAAAUAGAAAUAAAAUAGUUACGCCUUUAUAUGCGGAAACUAUAUGUCGAGGGGGUCAAAACAUUUGCACUGAGCUGUAGCUCCUUUCUGUUGUUGCUUUUAGGUAUAUAUACUCACACACACACACACACACACACACACACAUACACACACACAGACACAGACACUGCAUGACUCAUGAGGUGUCAUUGGAAACGAGUUGUAGUAGCCUCCUACUUGCUUCAGACAUGUGUGUGUGUGUGUGUGUGUGUGUGUGAGAUUAUUUUGGGAGAGUAUGAAGUUACACACAGCUUUGCUCUGAGGACCGAUUAGUUCUGUGUACCAACACAAGCACGUACCAUGUGUAGGGAUUUUAACAACCUUCACACCACAGCGCUACUGAAUUCUGGAUUCUGAUUGGUCAGAAGGUGUUGAUUAGUUUUCUAUAACAGCAGCUCUGACAGUAGUGCAGCCGCAAAUCCCAGGUUUGUAUUAAUGCGCUAGUUUUAAUAUAAAAGUAUUGUUUAUAUAGUAACAGAUCAUUCACACACACACACACACACACACACACAUACACACACAUACACACACACACACACACACACACACAUGCUGAGCUAAAGCUCUGUAUCUGAGUGGUGUUCUGGUUCACGCUGUGGUCAUCUGCUGUCUAGUUGCGUAGUGGGCUGUAAACAGUGUAAAAGCAAAUCCACAAGAGUUGCACAACACACACACACACACACACACACUCUAUGUGGUGUUACCACUACUGGUCAGUCAGUGUUAAGGCUAAAAUGCAGUAUAAACAAUAUUGCUUAUUUGCAUGCUUUUUCAUUCUGUGUGUGUGUGUGUGUGUUUGUUUGUGUGUGUUUGGUCUAUGUGCUUUUUUGGUAUGUGUGCAAUAGAGCGUUAGGUCAGCAUUCCUGUUGACAUCCACACCAGGGACAGCUGUUGCAGCGUGAUGUUAGUUACGGGAUGUUGGUCACUCUGACACUCUCACUUUUUUCCCCUCUAAGUCUCGCAGAAAACGGCCAGUGAAGAGUUUUGUCUAACGCCGGAUUGCAUCGAAGCAGCCGGUUCCAUUCUUAACAAGCUGGACCCCAGCGUCAACCCGUGUGAUGAUUUCUACCAGUACGCGUGUGGAGGCUGGCUCAGAGAACACCCCAUUCCGGAAGAUUCCUCCAGCUACGGGAUCUACCCCUGGCUCCGGCAGAACGUGGACCUCAAACUCAAAGAGCUGCUGGAACAGCCCACUGCGGAGGGAGACAUCGAGGCAGUGAAGAAGGCCAAGAUGUUGUACCGCUCCUGCAUGAAUGAGACUGCCAUCGAGCUGGUGGACUCCAAGCCGCUGCUGAAGGAGCUGAAGAAGCGCGAGUUCCGCUGGCCCGUCCUGGGCGACGCUCUGGGUUCUGACGUGCAGUGGGACCCGAGAAAGUUCGACCUGCUCCAGACGCUGGCUCAGAUCCGCACUCAGUACAGCAAAUCCGUCCUGCUGCGGCUCUACGUCUCGCCUGACGACAAGAACUCUCAGGAGUUCAUCAUCAAGCUGGACCAGGCGUCCUUGGCUUUAUCCAGAGAUGAUUACAUCACCAACAGUGCAGAAGCACAAACAAACCGAGAGGCUCUUCUGAAGCUCAUGGUGGGCGUGGCCGUCAUGCUGGGAGCCAAUGAGCAGACGGCUGAGUCUCAGAUGAAAGCGGUGCUCGACUUUGAGAUGAAACUCGCUCAGAUUGUGAUUCCUUAUGAGAACCGCACCAGUGAGAGCAUGUACAACAGAUACAGCCUGUCUAAACUACAGCGCACCAUCCCUGAGUUUAACUGGCUGGCUUUUGUUCGAGCAGUGAUCGACUCUAAGCUCUAUCCUGAUCUUUCCGUCUCGUCCUCGGAGCAGGUGAUCGUUCGAGCUCCUCAGUACUUGAAGGAUCUUUUCCGGCUGCUUAACGUGACAGAGAGCAGGACGGUGGCUAAUUACGUGGUGUGGAGGUCCAUCCUGUCCCGAGUCACCACGCUGAGCCGACGCUUCCUCUACAAAUACCUCGACUUUGCUCGAGUGACGACAGGAGCGACGUCUCUGACUCCUCGCUGGGACAAGUGUGUUAAUUAUGUGGAGAGCACGUUAAUGUACGCCACCGGACGCCUGUUUGUUGACAAGCACUUUCAGGAAGAUAAGAAACACAUGAUGGAGGAACUGAUUGAUGGCAUCCGCUGGGCGUUCAUUGACAUGCUGGAGAAAGAAAAUGACUGGAUGGACGCAGAAACCAAGACGAAAGCCAUAGAGAAGGCCCACGCGGUUCUGCCUAAAGUGGGUUAUCCAGAGUUCAUCCUGAACAACACCUACAUCAACGAGGACAUCCGACAGUUGUCGUUUUCGGAGCAGGAUUAUUUCGGGAACGUGAUGCAGACGUUGCGUUUCAUCGCGCAGUCGGACAUCGGCUGGCUCAGAACCAGGGUUCCACGCACAGAGUGGUUCACGAGUCCGACGACUGUGAACGCUUUCUACAGCUCCUCCACCAACCAGAUCAGAUUUCCAGCAGGAGAACUUCAGAAACCGUUCUUCUGGGGACUGAGCUAUCCUCGAUCGUUAAGUUACGGAGCGAUCGGUGUGAUCGUUGGACACGAGCUCACACACGCUUUUGAUAACAACGGUCGGAAAUAUGACAAAGACGGGAAUCUGAAUCAGUGGUGGAGCAACGCGUCAGUCGCGAACUUCAACGACAAGACGCAGUGCAUAAUCGACCAAUACAACAACUACUACUGGAAGGAGGCGGGGCUUAAUGUGAAAGGGAAGAGAACGCUGGCGGAGAACAUCGCUGACAACGGAGGAAUCCGAGAAGCUUUCAGGGCGUACAGGAGGUGGGUGCAGAAGGAAAGGUCAGGGGUCGAGGAGCCGUUAUUACCAGGAGUGGGUCUGACCAACAAUCAGCUCUUCUUCCUCAGUUACGCUCACGUUCGUUGUAACUCUUACAGACCCGAAGCAGCUCGAGAUCAGAUCCUCAGUGGAGCUCAUAGUCCACCGAAAUACAGGGUCAUCGGUGCUAUGAGUAACUUCGAGGAGUUCCAGAAGGCCUUUAACUGCCCCGCGACGUCAGUCAUGAACAGGGGCGUGAAGUCAUGCCGGGUGUGGUAGAAUUGGAGAACAUGGCAAGUUCUGAGUUCUUGAACAUGGGCCAAACCUCGACCAAUGAACCACGCCACAGUGUUCUAACCAGAACCAGGCCUCUGUAGACCACUGUAUCUCUGGUUCUUCUCCACUGGAACCCAGGAACACUUUGAGUGUCAUGUUCUUCUCCUCAUCACCUCCGUCUGAUCUCUGCUGUAUGACAAACUAGAAGCCUGAACAUGUUUGUGGAACCUGAACGUUCUGCAAAUGAGAUCCAUCCUCCACGCUUCUUCUUCUGUCACUCAGUUGGAACAUUUAAAGGUUCUGUGUGGAACCCUACACCUGAGUGAAUCCUAUCAGAGAAAGUUCCAAGCAGAACCCUUUUAGAAAGGUACGAACCUUUAAAGAACCAUUUUUUUUAAACUGAAAAUUUUGGAUUGUUAGCUUCUAAAAAAGGACAAGACUUUGUUAUAGGGUUCUACAAAGAACCUUCCAGGGUUCCUUAUAUCUAACUAACCUUAGUAACCCAAAUUCAAUGGCUAGGGUUCUACACGGGGUAUAAAAAGAACACUUAAGGGUUCCACCAGAGGAACAAGUCAAAAAACAUUUUAGAACUAGAUGGAUUUUGUUCCCUUAAUAGCAUACUAAUGUAAACUUCAGAAAAAAGGCAACAUUUAGAAUGCUUGAGGGUUCUCUGGGUGUUCCUCUGGAGAACGCUUAAAGGUUCUAUGUAGAAUCCUACAGUAGAAUGUUUCCCUCUCAAGAAGAACCAUUUUAGAAAGGUUAAGGAACCUUUUUUUUUUAUUUAAUCUAAAUGGAUAGUUAAAGUUUCCUAGCUUCCAAAAAAUGUAGAACCCUUUCUGACAGGACAACACUUUGUUUUAGGGUUCUACAUAGAACCUUUCAGGGUUCCUUAUAACUAAACUUAUAACUAACUAACCUUAGUUAUAACCCAAAUUAGUUAUCUGGUUAGGGUUCUACACACACAUCCACCAGAGGAACAAAUCAAAAAACCUUUUAGAACAGGACAGAAGGGUUAAGUUUGGAAUCCUUAAGCGUUCUUUGGGUGUUCCUCUGGGGAACCCUAAAAGGUUCUAUGUAGAAGCCUUUAGCAGAGUGUUUCCCUCUCUAAAAGAUUUCCAAGAAGAUCUCUUAUAGAAAGCUAAGAACCCUUAAAGAACACUUUCCGAUUGUUACUUUGAUAGUUAAGGGUUCUUAGCUUCUGAAAAAGGGUUCUACUUAGAAGUUCUACUUAGGCCAACAUUUUGUUACACAGUUCUACACAGAACCUUUCAGGGUUCCCUACCACGAACUAGCCCAGUGAGUUAGCCAAUCAGGUGAGAGUACAUUACUUUUCACACCAUGUAGCUCUUUUCUUCAUUGUAUUAUUUCAAAUAAACACAAAAGAGUAGAACUUUUAAAUCAUACUCACUAAUGCUAGCUAGCUAGCUUGCUAGCCAGAUUUAGCGAGCUAGCUAGCCAACUGGACAUGUGACAUGACAAUUUAAAUAACUUUAUAAUUAAGUGUAAAUGGUGAUAAUUAUAAUAAUCUGAUACCUGACCUGGGGUCCAUUACCGUUCAUAGCGUAGCGUAGCGCUGUGGCUAGCAUAUUAGCUUAGCUUAGCUGUUUAUUAGCGUAUUUAUUUUUCCAUUUUUCUUCUUUAAAAUAUUUUAAUUGUGAUGUGCUGAGAUCAGCAUUAUAUCAGCAGGAAAGCACUGUAUCUGAAUGUAAUAUAGUAAUAAAUAAUUAUCCUGAAAAGGUUUUGUUUCUCUGUAACAGUAGUGAUAGCGCUACAUUGGGGCUUCGUAAAACGUUCGUAAGCACUGCGUAAAGUGUCGAAACUCGUCAGGUGACUGUUUUUAGCCUUUAUAAGAAAAAGCCCAAAUUAUUAUGUAAUCGACUGUAAUCACUAUUUAAUCUUUAAAUUAUUAGUGUGUCUUCAUGAACAGAACAUUCAUAACACUUUAUGAUGCUUCUAUGAGACAUUCGUGUCUUAUGUCACCUGUUUAUUAAAUCCACUUCAUAUACGACAUACAAUAGAACUUCAGUUGUUUAAGUCCAUAUGAGUUAUUUAUGUCCUCAAACCGAAUCAAUGUUUCAUUUAUAACACUCUUAUGAAGCGCUAUGUAUUCCUCAUACAGCUUCCCUAAUAAAUAAAUAAACAAAUAAAUAAAUAAAUAAAUAAAUAAAUAGAUAGAUAGAUUAAUUAAUUAAUUAAUUAAUUGGAAAUGUCAUGGAACAAUCCCAAAUCUUUUUUAAAUAAGCUGAUAAUAAUAAUAAUAAUAAUAAUAAUAAUAAUAAUAAUAAUAAUAAUAAGAGUUUUAAACUCUUUUUUCAGUGUGAUGUCAGUAUUUUAUCAUUUUAUUUAGUCCACAUGACGUUUAUAAAUGUGUUAUUAAGGCCCUGCGUAGGUUUAAUAAUGUUACAUAUUUUUGUGUUUUUCCCUAAAUGACUCGUGGGACACAAACUAUGCAAAUGUUCAGUGUUUUUGAUCAAUUUUAAAUCUAUUUUAGUUCACUGUGGUGAUGUUUUAAAUGUAUUAAAAUUAUUUAUUUAAAAAAUAUUAAAAAUGUUAAUAAAAUGUUUGUAUAAAAAUAGGUUUUGUUUUUUAAGUCAAAGUGCCUUAUAUUCCUAAAGAUAAACUAUCUUUGUGUGUCUUUGUGUGUGUCUUUGUGUGUGUCUGUGUGUGCCUUUGUGUGUCUGUCUUUGUGUGUGUGUGUGUCUGUUUGUGUGUCUUUGUGUGUGUGUCUGUGUGCACUUUUGUGUGUUUGUCUUUGUGUGUGUGUCUGUUUGUGCCUUUGUGUGUGUCUUUAUGUGUGUCUCUGUGUGCACUUUUGUGUGUUUGUCUUUGUGUGUGUGUCUGUUUGUGUGUCUCUGUGUGCACUUUUGUGUGUUUGUCUUUGUGUGUGUCUGUUUGUGUGUCUUUGUGUGUCUGUGUGCACUUUUGUGUGUUUGUCUUUGUGUGUGUGUCUGUUUGUGCCUUUGUGUGUUUGUCUUUAUGUGUGUCUCUGUGUGCCUUUGUUUUUGUGUCUUUGUGUGUGCCUUUGUUUAUCUUUGUGUGUCUGUGUCUUUGUGCUUGUGUGUGUCUGUGUCUUUGUGUGUGUGUUUGUGUCUUUGUGCUUGUGUGUGUGUCUGUGUGUGUAUCUGUGUGUGUGUGUUUGUGUUAUACAUAAAUAAUGAGGUUGAAUGUAUGAGUGCAGUCUGAGGCACAUGGCAGGAAUUUGGGGUGAAGUAAAAAUAGCAACAGACGUCCUGGAAAUAGACUCCAAACACACACACACACACACACACACACACACACAAUUAAUUAAUUAAUUAAUUAAUAAAGACAUAAUUAUUAAUCAAUUAAUUAAUAUAAUACACUGGAUAAAGCCUUAAAAAGUAAGUAAAUUCUUCUUCUUAUUAUUAUUAUUAUUGUUGUUGUUGUUGUUGUUGUUAACACUCUUUAUUAAAUAACAAGAAUGAACAUAUGAAAAUAAUCUAAAAUUGAAUAUGAUUUUAUAAUGUGUUUUAAUUUUGCUUUAUUUUAGGUUUUAUUCAUAUUCAUUUCAUAAAGCAUUCAUAUUAUCAGUUUAUUCACAAAUUGCAUUUAAUUAAAAAAAAAAAGAACAAAAACAAAGAUGCGAAAAAUGAAGUCAUAGCUGUGGUACAACAAUUUGGUUUUGAAUUCAGUAAAUCAAUUUUUUUAUGUUUUAUUUUGAUUAAUUCUUUAUAUCAAAACGAUGUGAAAAGAAGCAGGUGUGUGGGUGUGUGUGACUGACAGGUGAGGGUUAUUGCAUCAUAAUAUACAAGAGCCAAUCAGGUUCCAGGAUGCAAAUACACACUGAGUGAUUUAUUAUGCAAUUGGGGGAAACUAUAUAAAUAAAUAUCAACUGUGGUGAGCUUGAAGUUUAAAGUGUUAUUUCAAACACUGGCCACCAGGGGGAGCAAAUUCAAAACAGUUUUGAGAGACGCUCAAUCCUUACACUGAAUAUUUCAGUCUCUUGACAUUUUGAGCUGUCAGACAAGCAGACACCACACACACACACACACACACACACACAGAUGGAAAAGGCGCCAGUUGCUGAAAUGACACAGAUUCUCUCGGCGUCGCCUCUGGUGAAAUUCAGUUAACAUCUCUGGAGGCCUGAGCAGAGAAGAUCAAGGCAGACGUGAUGGAACUUUCGGGAAGGCAUUAGACACAGAGCUGGAGGAACCCAUCUAGGAUGUUCUGGAACGUUCCUGCAGACCCUAACCGGCUGCUUUACCUCCUGCUGAGAAUCGACAUGUCAGCAUUGAAAAGAGGUCACAUGAUCAUAAAAAUCUCAUGCGUCACCAGAUCACAAACAUCGCAGAAAUAUGGGACUGAGGUUUUUACUAAAAACAACAACAACAACAACAACAACAACAUUAUUAUUACUUAUUAUAAGACGGGAAAUAAAUUAAAUAUGGUGCUCCUGAGAUGCUGAAUGUUUCCCUGGUUUCAUUUAUUGCAACUUUCUGGUGACUUAACGUCAUACACCAUCUCAUGACAUACGACAUUUUCUCUUAUCACGCUAACGAUAGCAAACAAGCUGACUAGCUUUGGCUACUUUGAAGGCCGGAGAACAAAAAUUGAACACGAACAAAAAUACACACACUACAAACAAUCAGACAUGAUAGCUAAAGUUAUUAAACUAGCCUAGCUUAUUUUAAUUUGCCUUUUAUCAGACCGUUAGCUAGAAAGCUAAUUGUUCUAGCUCGCUCAGGAAACCAGCACGCUAGCUGUAAGAGGAUUUGCUCCUUCACCUGGUACUCGUUGAUUGCGAACCUCAUUUUGUUGUCCUUUGAGAAACUCUAAGAAACUGCUCGAGUAAACAAAUUUACGUCGAAUGCCAUUCGAUACACAUAAACAGCUCUUUAAAGUAAUGGAUUUGUACAAGCAGGAAAUUGACGACUUUCAUCGAUGUGUGUGAAGAGAUUCCAGCGUGGCAAAAAGCCCAGACACUUUUAUCUCCAGCCGGUGGAAACGCGAAACCGCAGACGCGUGCUAAUAAGCUGAACAUCACGACCCACUGGGGAAAUGCAGGCCAGUGGAAACGAUGUGGACGAGAGAAAGUUUUGGCACCCUGCCUGCCAGCACAAGUCCAGGAGACUUCUACACCGGAGAUCUUGCGUCAUUCACUCGGGUUGUUUCAGUGGAGUAAAACUAAUAAAGACUGAUAAUGUGGAAAAUAUUAAUGAAACAGACUGUGAAAAAUAAAAGAAUUUUAAAAAAUACAAGAAGGACAAAAAGAAAUAAAAAUCUUCUGGAUGUCUUUUAACAGUGUACAAUCAUUGUGUUACUGUGUGUAUAAUUUAAACAUAUCUGUACUUUAGUUUUUAAUUUGAUUCAAUACAUUUCAAAAGAAUUAUUUCCACAUUAUACUCUUUUUUUAAAGAACGGAUUUUAUUCCAUAAUCUGCAUAUUUUUCUUGCAAAUUCUGCAAAUUCUUAACAAUCUUCUAAACCUUAACUCACAUAAAAUUAUGUGUUUCUUUGUAAAUGUUUACAUUUUACUUUAAAACCACCGACAAAAACGUCAGAUGUUGACAUUUAAGGAUUUUCCCACUAAUAAAACAUGUAAUAUAAAAAAAUGUAAUUAAAAUGCAUGCUAACUACUUUCUUUAAUUAUCACCCUGGUUGUGCUAAAUGUAUUUAUCUUAAUAAAUAUUUUAACAUUCA